GGGGUGAGCCCGGGGGGCGGCCCGGGGGAGGGGGAUCCCAAGGGGCCUCCGCCCCCAAGGACGGACCCGUCCGGGGGUGGCAUUCGGCGGAGCGAGCUGGAGCGGCUGGUCCCUUGGAGACACCUCUCUCCAUGGCAACCUAAUCGCUUCCUGUGAAGAUCCCGAAAUAACCGACGAGACGGGAGAGGAGCGGAGCCGAGCGGAGCCGAGCCGAGCGGAGCGGACAGCGGCGGCGGGCGGCGGGGGGCAGCCAGGGCUCAGCCUCACCAAACCUUCCUCCUCCUCCUCUCCUUCCUUCGUCCUGGCCAUGAGAGGCACCGGCAGCAGCAGCUGUGCUCCCACAGCCCCCUGCUCCGCCACCCCGGCUGCGCCCCAGUCGUCUGCCCGCAAGUGAAGAAGAUGAGACAGGAUCCUUGCUGAGCACAAACGCUGUGGCAUCUGAGAUGGAGCCCAGUGCCUGGAUGCCUCCAUUCUUCUGCAUCCACUCGCUGCAGCUUUGGCAUCUCCUCCUCCUGGUCUCGGCCGUCCCUCCUCCCGGCGUCUGGUCUCUUCGCUCUCGGGGCCCCGCAGCCCCUCGGCCUCUUUGCACCCGUCGGAGCCCCUCAGCCCCACGGCCCAUUUGCAUCUGGGACAGGACCUCGCUGCCGGAGCGGGAUCCCCGCCUCGCCCCGCGCCAGCGCGCCCUGCCGCCGCGGGGGGGAGAGCUGCGGCACGUCGUGCGGCUGAGGCGGCAGGCGGCGGGCGCCCGCCCGGCCACCCCGUCGGGCUUUGAGGACGGGAUGCCCUCCUCCCAGUACCCCUGGGCCAUUGUGUGGGGCCCCACGGUGUCGGAUGAGGACGGAGGGGACGCCAACUCGGCCAACCCGGGCUUCCCGCCGCUGGGGUACACCUUCGUCUCGCCACACGGGAUGGCAACGGCGCAGCCCAACUCCCACUCGCUCCUGCACAACGCGGGGCUCAACCUGCGUGAGACCCCGGCCACCCUGCGGCCCUUCUUGUUUGGGCCCCGGGGGGAAGGUGUGGACCCCCAGCUGUAUGUCACCAUCACCAUCUCCAUCAUCAUUGUCCUGGUUGCCACCGGGAUCAUAUUCAAGUUCUGCUGGGACCGUAACCAGAAACGCCGGCGCCACUCGGGGCAGCAGAGCAGUGGGAGGCAGCAGGAGAGCCAGCAGCCCCUCGCAGACCUCUCCCCCACCACCGUCAGUAUCCUGGGGCCCUACGGUGAUUCCCUGGCCCCCACAGCAGAGGCGGAGGAAUCCAGGCAGGGCCAGGAGAAACUGGGGGGCCAUGGGAAGAGCACGGCCUUCCAGCUGAACCGAAUCCCACUGGUGAACCUGUGAUGCUCACGGGAGAAGCAGAGCUGGCUCCCCACACCUCCUGUCACAGCUGGCGAGCACAGCCUCCCACCGCCUCUGCUACCCCAGGAAUAAACAACCUCCUUGUGCCACGGCCCACCACCACCACCACACCACCACCACCAUCAUUAACUAACUCCACCAGGAUGUGCCUGGGCAAGUGGACAAGCUGGGCCUCCUUAGCCUCCUGCUGGGGGAAGGUUGGAGACCCUACCCCCGGCCCACUUAGGACAGGGUGAUGAGAGAGCAGUGUGGUGGGAGGGAAGAGAGCUGGUGGUGGUGUGAAAUCUCAGCCUCCCCGGCCCGUGUCCUAGCACAAACACUUGGAUCUCCGUGACUCUCUCACCAGUGCAUGCCUGGCAUUGGGGGUAGGCAAGGUGGAAAGGCGUACCCCUGUCCCCAUGGGCCCUAACCCCUCUGUGUGUCCCUUCCCACGUCGUGUGUUUUGAAGUGAACGUCUGGAGUUCAGUGGCUGCAGGAUUGCCCGCCGGGGCUCGGUCUCCGCUCAGCCGGGACUCAGGUGGUAGCAGGGUCCUUUGUUGCCAAGGCCUUGGCCCUCCCGAGGGUCCCAAGGAGGGGUGAAGCUUGGGCAGAAGAGGCUCACACAGCACCUGGGCCCCCUCAGAAACCCACUUCCUUGAAGGAAACAUUAUCUUCCCUCUAGAUGGAAGAUAUUCACAUCUUUCCAUUUUCUUUCUGCCUAACACUCUUGGGUUUUUUCUCUUCAGCUUUUUAUCUUUCAUCAUCUCUCUGUCCCCAUUUUUCCUCUCUCAGUUCCUCCCCCUGCCACUUCUCUUGCCAGUUAAAGUUGGAAAAGGUUCCUUUAGCUUUCCAAAUGUUUUGAUCUCUUGGAAGCCUCCUUGCUGUCCCCUUCCACCCUUCAGUCUGCUUCAGAAAGGUUUUCCUGAAGAGCAUCAGUCUGUGGUGAUGUUCUUUAGAAAAUCUCAGGCGAAGCCCUCUGCCCAGCAUGUUAUUUAGGAAGCAUCCUGUACACUGGGAUAUGGCUGAAGCAUGGCAUGAAGAUGCUGCUGGGCAUGAGGAACUUAAGGUUGAUGGGCUGAGGUAGGGAAUUGCAUUCAGACACUCAUGCCACAGGCAACAAGCAGCAGCUGUGACUCUCUACGCCUGGGAUGACAAAGAACAAUUUAGGCUUGACCUUGGGAACAUUUGGAGGGUUGCCACAUACUGCUGGUAGAUGUCUCCUGGAAUGCAAGGUGACUGGAGACCCAUGAGGCAACGCUCACCAAGGGCAUGAAAGAGAGGACAACCUUCAUUAAGUUAUGCCCCAGUUGGCUGGGGAACAAAACCAGUGGCACAGGUAUUGGUGCAAACUGGUUGCCUGAGCAUGUACUUCAAGGCUGUGGUGGUCUGUAAGGCCAGCAGCCACAGUCAGUUACUUGUGUGAGCAAGAUCAGUGCAUCUCAACCUCUUCCAGUGUGUGGACCCAUGGGUGUCACUUUGAGGAGGGGUGGAAUGGCAAAUUUCAGCUCAAUGACAAUAGUUGCUCUCCCUUGGCUUUUGUGGUGACAGACUCCACAAUGACAGCCACUGAACUGAUGCAGAUUUUGGUGAAGUUGCCCCUAUACUGUACAAACACCUUCAGCUGCUGCACUGAUGUGGCCAGAGACAGGAAAUUCACCCACAAUAUAAAGGCUCUAAUACAAGGUCCCUGACAAAAGUCAUCUUGGAGAAAAGGAAAUGGAUCUUUCAUCUUUUAUCUCCGCAGUAAAAGCCUAUUCUUUGUAGGACAAAGCACAGGGAAUUUCUUGAGAGGCCUGGUUCUGCCCAUUUACCCAGCUGAACUGUUAGGUGAUCUCCAGUCCCAUCUGACUCACCAUGAAGGACAUUUAAAUGAGAGUGUAAAUUGCAAUAAGCUUUGCAAAAAACAGUGGAGAUUUGGUGAAAAUGACAGGUCAAAUAAAAUUACUGGCUUAUUAAAAGCACAGAAUGGCUGAAAGAUGUAGGUGGAAAAGGACUCUGGAGGUCUCAAGUUUAAGCGCAGGUUGAGCCUCCACUUGUAGCAAGGGAUAUUAUUGCUUUACUGCAGAUCAAUCUAUUACUGAGCCUUUUCAUUAUUCAGGCUCCAUUCAAGGCUUUGGUGGGCGAUCAAGCUGCGGAUGGGCAGAGAAGGGGGCAGAUGGCUGUUCCUGCCCACUGUUCCCCCUCUUGCUGGCAUAUCAGCGUUGGGGAAGGACAUCUGCAUGCAGUCUGCAAGAGGCUGCACUGCUUAUUGCUGGCAGUUUACAAUAUAAUGCCUUGAACUGGUUUAAGUCAUCUCCCAGGCCAGAUUAAUUAGAUUGCUCUUUGAUCAAUAGUGUUUGUUGAAACAAGGCCAGAGUUUAGACUCUACCACUUCAAGGGCUGUCCUUGGACUUUCCCUUUCCACAUGCCGAAUGGGGAGAAGGUCUGUAGGAAAGUGCCAGGGCACUGCAGGAGGCGUAGUGAAAACAUUCUCCAGCACUCAAUGCAGGGAAGCCCUGUGCUCUGCUGGCCUGGCUUUUGUGAACUUUGCAAACAAAUCAGAUUUUGGUGGUUUGGGGUUUUUUCUCCCCAUUUAAAACGCCUCUGUUUUUGUAUCUCCAGGGAGUGAAGCCUUUCGUGGAUACUGUGGUAAGGGGGAAGCUGGGGAAUGCGGUAGAGAAAACUCUUACAAUGACAGAAGCUUGGAUAUGCUAAACAUCUUUUCCAAGACCACUUUUUCUAGUCAAAUAUGUCUUUAUGACAGUCAUUUACUCUCUCACAUAAAACAGCUUAGGUAAGGGAAACAACUUCAUUGUCCUGCCCAAACGUUCAUUGCUACUCUUUGUCCCUGGAACAAAACAUUUGAGAUACAUGUGGACACACCAGCUUCUUCCAGUCAAUAAAUAAUCUCACUGGAUCUGUUUUCUCCAUGACUGGAGCUUUACAAACCAUCUUCCCCUAUGCAGACUGGAGCCAGAGCAUGCCCGCAGUGUACUCCCUGGCACAGGCUAACAGUCUGUGAGAUGCACACACAGAUGGAUUGACAGCACCAAGUACCAAGCGAGGGCAGAGGCCAGCACGUUCUCAGUCACAGCCCAUCAGGUUUCCCUGCGCUCUACCUGACUGGAGCAGAAAGAUCUGGAUUCAUUUUUUCCAGUGGAAAUAUUACGGAGAAAGGUGUGUGGGAAAACUGACUGGAAAUGUUCUUGGCCUCGAGCUGAGCCUGCCCAACAUUUCUGUGCAAUUGAAAGGGAACGUCCAGGUGGGCUGGCUGAGUUGAAGGAACUAUAUCUCUGCUGAGCUCCUGGAGGGUCCUGGCUUUGUUUAACACAAGGGUGCUUUCUCUUGUGAGUGCUGUGGGAAGACUUGAGGGAGAAUCUCUCCCCUCUGCCCUGUAUUGUUUUGGAGCAGGAACUGGAGUCUCCCCCUGUUUACCCAGCAGUGGUAUGGUCACAAAGCCAAAUCCUGCUUGGGCUUUCCCAUCUUGUUGCUUGCAACUGGUAGGCAAGGGAGCACACCUCCGGUGUGUGCUUCCACACCACUCUUCUGGUCCAGUUUCCAGGGACUCACAUCCAGCCAAGUACCCCACAACUUCUGAGAGGGCUAUCUACCUCUUCCUCAAUGGCACCUAAGUGCCCUUGCAAAUCUGGUCCUUUCAUUCCCCGCUCCCUUUCCAGAUAAGGAAAAAUGCUUGGAAAGGAGCGGUUUGUCCAUUCCCUGCAAGUUCUUAACACAAUCACCUCCAGACUGUUCUGAAUUAAACUGUGGUUUUGUUUUUUCACUCUGACAAACCACGUCUAUGGCACAGCCUUAGAGCCGAGUCCUGCAGCACAAAAGCCCUGGGCCAAACUCCAGCUCCCCAGUUGCAUCCCUGCUGAUGUUUCACUGUAGCCCUGGCCCUACCUUGGCAAGAUCAUAGAGGGGGGGGGCCCUUCCUACACCAACUGCUGCUCUCUACUCCUUUUUUCCUGUUGUUUUUCCUCUCCCACUGUUUUCCUGCUUCCCAUGCCUGUCCUGUACCAUGGUCUCCCUCCCGAUUAUCUCCGCUCUCCUACUGUUUCGCUCUCCUCACUCCUCUCUUGUUCUCCCUUUGCCACUCAGUCUCGUUCUGCUGCGGCUCCCAUCCUCCCCUCUGUGCUCCCUCCUGCUUCCCCGCUCAGUCUCGCUCUUCCCCCUCCCCUGCCCUUGUGUGCUGUGAUAUAUAUUUUUGUAGGAUUUCUCUUCUCCUCGUGGUGAAAUAUUCAAUUCUUGUGGGAUGUUAGUUUCAACAUUUUUAAAUAAACCUUUGCAAAAUA
Molecule: messenger RNA, 5611 nt
Organism: Pezoporus flaviventris
Lineage: Eukaryota; Metazoa; Chordata; Aves; Psittaciformes; Psittacidae
Gene: PIANP
Product: PILR alpha associated neural protein
Exons: 7
Coding region: 444-1340 (298 amino acids)
Biological process (GO): regulation of immune response
Cellular component (GO): membrane
Source: RefSeq, a predicted model, not a curated record